Molecule: messenger RNA, 2162 nt
Organism: Mastomys coucha (southern multimammate mouse)
Lineage: Eukaryota; Metazoa; Chordata; Mammalia; Rodentia; Muridae
Gene: Scfd1
Product: sec1 family domain containing 1
Exons: 25
Coding region: 72-1991 (639 amino acids)
Biological process (GO): intracellular protein transport; endoplasmic reticulum to Golgi vesicle-mediated transport
Cellular component (GO): cytosol; Golgi membrane
Molecular function (GO): syntaxin binding
Source: RefSeq, a predicted model, not a curated record
CCUGGUUCUGCUUCCGGCGCGGGAGGUAGGGCCACGUCAUCUUUGGGCUCCCAGUGCCAGCCGGGCAGUGAAUGGUGGGAAGCAAGAUGGCGGCCACGGCCAGCAUUCGGGACAGGCAAACAGUGGCUCUGAAGCGGAUGUUGAAUUUCAAUGUGCCUCAUGUUAAAAACAGUACUGGAGAACCAGUAUGGAAGGUACUCAUUUAUGACAGAUUUGGCCAAGAUAUCAUCUCUCCUCUGCUGUCUGUGAAAGAGCUGAGAGACAUGGGCAUCACUCUGCAUCUCCUUUUGCACUCGGACCGAGAUCCGAUUCCAGAUGUUCCUGCAGUGUACUUUGUGAUGCCAACCGAAGAAAAUAUCGACAGACUGUGCCAGGAUCUUCGAAAUCAGCUCUAUGAAUCCUAUUAUUUGAAUUUUAUUUCUGCGAUUUCAAGAAGUAAACUGGAAGACAUUGCAAAUGCAGCAUUGGCCGCUAGUGCAGUCUCACAAGUUGCCAAGGUUUUUGACCAGUAUCUCAAUUUUAUUACUUUGGAAGAGGACAUGUUUGUAUUAUGUAAUCAAAAUAAGGAGCUUGUUUCAUAUCGUGCCAUCAAUAGGCCAGAUAUCACAGACACAGAGAUGGAGACAGUUAUGGACACUAUUGUUGACAGCCUCUUCUGCUUUUUUGUUACGUUAGGUGCUGUUCCCAUCAUCCGAUGCUCAAGAGGAACGGCCGCAGAAAUGGUGGCAGUGAAACUAGAUAAAAAACUCCGGGAAAAUCUAAGAGAUGCAAGAAACAGCCUUUUCACUGGUGAUCCACUUGGAACUGGCCAAUUCAGCUUCCAAAGGCCUUUAUUAGUCCUUGUCGACAGAAACAUUGACUUGGCAACACCUUUACACCAUACAUGGACAUACCAAGCGCUGGUACAUGAUGUGCUGGAUUUCCACCUAAACAGAGUAAAUUUGGAAGAAUCUACAGGAAUGGAAAAUUCUCCAGCUGGUGCUAGACCAAAGAGGAAAAAUAUGAAGUCUUACGAUUUAACUCCAGUUGAUAAAUUUUGGCAGAAACAUAAAGGAAGCCCAUUCCCAGAAGUCGCAGAAUCAGUCCAACAAGAACUAGAAUCUUACAGAGCACAAGAAGAUGAGGUCAAACGACUAAAGAGCAUUAUGGGACUAGAAGGAGAGGACGAAGGAGCCAUCAGCAUGCUCUCUGAUAACACUGCUAAGCUCACGUCAGCUGUCAGUUCUUUGCCAGAACUCCUUGAAAAAAAAAGACUUAUUGAUCUCCAUACAAAUGUUGCCACUGCUGUUUUAGAACACAUAAAGGCAAGAAAACUGGAUGUAUAUUUUGAAUAUGAAGAAAAAAUAAUGAGCAAGACUACUCUGGAUAAGUCCCUCCUAGACGUCAUAUCUGACCCUGAUGCAGGGACUCCGGAAGACAAAAUGAGGCUGUUUCUCAUCUAUUACAUAAGCGCGCAGCAGGCACCAUCUGAGGUUGAUUUGGAGCAAUACAAAAAGGCUUUAACAGACGCAGGCUGCAGCCUUAGCCCUUUGCAGUACAUCAAACAGUGGAAGGCUUUUGCCAAGAUGGCCUCGACUCCUGCCAGCUAUGGGAACACUACCACUAAACCAAUGGGUCUUCUAUCCCGAGUCAUGAAUACAGGAUCCCAGUUUGUGAUGGAAGGUGUGAAGAACCUGGUAUUGAAGCAGCAGAAUCUACCUGUUACUCGAAUUUUAGACAAUCUCAUGGAGAUGAAGUCAAACCCUGAAACUGAUGAUUAUAGAUAUUUUGAUCCCAAAAUGCUGCGGAGUAAUGACAGCUCAGUUCCUAGGAACAAAAGUCCAUUCCAAGAGGCCAUUGUCUUUGUGGUCGGAGGAGGCAACUAUAUUGAAUAUCAGAAUCUUGUUGACUACAUAAAGGCGAAGCAAGGCAAGCACAUUCUAUAUGGCUGCAGUGAGAUUUUUAAUGCUACACAGUUCAUAAAACAGCUGUCACAGCUUGGACAGAAAUAACACAGAACAACCACAAUGGGGUAAUCAGUUUGGGUAGAUGUAAAAAGAGCCAGAUGUGUCUUUCUCCUAGCUGUGCCCUAACUGCAACCUGUCAGAAUCUCUCAUUUGUAAAGAAAUUCUAUACUUCAUAUUCUGUAUAAUGAUUAAAAUAAUAAACCAUUUCAGAAAUAA